CUCCAGAGCCCCCCGAUGCCAGCGGAGCGGCGCGCACGGAAAUUUCGCGCAUGCGGCUUACACCAACGGUUCACGGGGCCCGCAUUAGCAAGACAUCUACAGAAAGAGGCCCAAGCUCAACACAAUAAUUCUGAAUUCACCGAAGAACAAAAGAAAACCAUAGGCAAGAUUGCAACGUGCUUGGAAUUACGAAGUGCAGCUUUACAGUCCACACAGUCCCAAGAAGAAUUUAAACUGGAGGACCUGAAGAAGCUAGAACCAAUCCUAAAGAAUAUUCUUACAUAUAAUAAAGAAUUCCCAUUUGAUGUUCAGCCUGUUCCCUUAAGGAGAAUUUUAGCGCCCGGCGAAGAAGAAAACUUGGAAUUUGAAGAAGAUGAAGAGGAGGGCGGAGCUGGAGCAGGGUCUCCCGACUCCUUUCCCGCCAGGGUCCCCGGCACCCUGCUGCCGCGGUUGCCAUCAGAACCGGGGAUGACGUUACUCACCAUCAGAAUCGAGAAAAUCGGGCUGAAGGAUGCCGGGCAGUGCAUCGAUCCCUACAUCACAGUCAGCGUGAAGGAUCUGAACGGCAUAGACUUAACCCCUGUGCAAGAUACUCCCGUGGCUUCAAGAAAAGAAGAUACAUAUGUUCAUUUUAACGUGGACAUCGAGCUCCAGAAGCACGUUGAAAAAUUAACCAAAGGUGCAGCUGUCUUCUUCGAAUUCAAGCACUACAAGCCGAAGAAAAGGUUCACCAGUACCAAGUGCUUCGCUUUCAUGGAGAUGGACGAACUCAGACCCGGGCCGAUCGUCAUAGAACUAUACAAGAAACCCACUGACUUUAAAAGAAAGAAAUUGCAAUUAUUGACCAAGAAACCACUUUAUCUUCAUCUACAUCAAACUUUGCACAAGGAAUGACCGUGACAUGAGUAACCUGGAGCUUCUGUGAACUUCCCCACUCCCCGGAAACCGUCACAGCUCUGUGUAGCAUCUUCACCCUUCAACAGGCAGGAGCAAGCCAGUGGGCCCGGGCGCGUCCGCUGCACGGCGCGGCACCGUCGCCGGCGCGUGAGACUCCUUGGGGACCAGGCUUGUUGGAGGUUUCGAAACGUUUUCACUUUUCUAUUGAUUGUGCAAUGAAUAGUCUCUCUUCUGAUUUACCACCACUCCCGCCCCGCUUCCCGGAACAGCGCUGUUGUGGGUAGGACGUGCUCACCUUCAAACUAAAUGCAGCAGUAAGAAUGUGCUAGAGUGUACACACCUGUUCACUUCUGCUCCAGUAUGCUCUGUCGGGUGUGGGGUUAAGGUCAGGCUUCGGGCCGAAGUGGGCAGGAUAGGAUGGAACUGCUUCGAGAGGGUUGGAACCGGUUACGCUGUCCGCGAAGGUCAUUCUGGGAACUGACAGGCCGCUGCUCAGAGCGGCCUGAAUUCGCCCCGAUCUCCGCGUCCUGCUCCGUGUGCCUUGCCCGGGUCAGCAUCCCGCGGGCAUGCUCCCGGCUGUCGCUGCCUUGUCCGGAUGAGCAGGUCGUUUUUCUGAACGUGAGCAUAUUUUUACUCAUCUCGAUUCACUUCUUCUCCAUCACAUUGUUAUUCUUUCUGAUGGUGAUUCUGGGGCUAACGUGGAACAAACUCAGAAUGAGUCAGAUUUUUAGAUGGCUUUACAGUGUCAUGUAAUCAAAACAAUUUGAGUCACGCUGAUGCGAUACAGGAGUAACUGCUGUUUUUCUGACAACUGAUUGUGAACCCUGGAAACCUGCGUACGUACAUCUCCUACAGUGCUGAGCAUGCAAAAUUUGGAGCUGUUCCGUUUUUUGUUUUUUGUUUUUUACAUAGGUAGAUAGGAUUGCCAUUUAUUUUCUAUUUAGAUGUUAUCAACAUUCAUCCAUAUGGAAAUAUGCAGGUCAUUACCUUAUUAUAAUUUGACUAUUUUACAUUACUUUUGACUUAAUGGGGCAUAAAUAAAACUUUCAUGGUACACACGA
Messenger RNA from Pteropus alecto (black flying fox), 1958 nucleotides. RefSeq names its product axin interactor, dorsalization associated (gene AIDA). Lineage: Eukaryota; Metazoa; Chordata; Mammalia; Chiroptera; Pteropodidae. The coding region runs from base 16 to 894 and encodes 292 amino acids. The transcript is spliced from 10 exons. The record is from RefSeq and is a predicted model, not a curated record. Gene Ontology annotation, cellular component: membrane. Gene Ontology annotation, molecular function: phosphatidylinositol binding. Gene Ontology annotation, biological process: determination of ventral identity.